This is a messenger RNA of Coprinopsis cinerea okayama7#130, 2790 nucleotides long. RefSeq lists its product as hypothetical. Gene Ontology annotation, molecular function: protein binding. The record is from RefSeq and is a predicted model, not a curated record. The coding region runs from base 1 to 2790 and encodes 929 amino acids. NCBI's taxonomy places the organism in Eukaryota, Fungi, Basidiomycota, Agaricomycetes, Agaricales, Psathyrellaceae. The transcript has 3 exons.
AUGAGGCUACCACAAGGCUUCGCCGUCGCCAUCCUCGCCUCGCCUUUACAGAACUGGGAAAUAGAGCGCCGCAAAUCGAUUGAAAUUGGGCCAAAGCCAUGGUCAUCGCGGUGGUCGGUUGGCAAGAUUGCAGACGCGACUUUGAGCUCGUCGCGCCAAGCGGCCAUCGCGUCUGGGAAAAAUAAAUUUCCCACGUCACUAAAUGGAUCUUGGCGCUACGGGUCGCUCUACCCAUCCACGACAGUCGACGACCAGAAGGCAAACAACGACGAGCUGAAGAGUCUAAUGCACCGUCUCUGUGCACUGAAACGGGUUAGCUCUGCCAGGCUACAGCGUAACCUUUUCACUUCGACGGUCUGCAGGAACCUCGAAGUUGGUUCUUCGACCCCGUCAGCACCACCACCACCGCCCAGCUCGAAUGUUCCUUCAGUCUUUAGGCGGAAGAGGAGGUCUUUAGGAGGGGUAUCUCCGCAUGAACGAGAUGUUCCAGAGGCUUUGAAGGAACUAGAUCGUCAAGUACGAGCUCUGGAGGAGAUCGCUGGCGUCGAGGAAGUGGUCACCUAUGAACCUACGUUUACCGAACAAGAGCUUACUUCGUUCUACCAAGAUGUUCUCGACCUCCCCGUCGAGGACCAGCAGGAAGCUCAACUGCGCGUCGACCAGCAAGCCGUGCGCAAAGCAAGAGCAGCGGAGGAUGCUGCCAUCGUCGAAGCGCUAUACGAACGGUUCGACGUUGACAAUGCUGCCUCCACUUCUCAGAGACCUUACCUGACCAUAUUGUCUCGUCUGGAGUCGAUAGUGACAAGGUUGGAGAACACGGACAGGCUUGCGAGCCCAGAGGCUGCCACGCAGGAACAGCAGAGCUUCCCCGUUGCGAUUCUGAGCAGCCGUGAAUGUGAAGCUCUCGUUCGUACAGCGUUGAAAAGCAGGGACCUUAGGUCGGCUGAAUCAACACUGGACUUGAUGAAGAGAACUGGCCUCAAGGUCCCAGAACAAUCCAUCACCGACGUUCUAGCAAUUUACUCAAAACUAGGCAAUGCCUCCGCCGCCGACAGCCUCCUUUCCCGCCAUCUGACCGGUCCACCAGUCGAAACCCAACGCCAUUUCCACAUCGUCGCCCACCUCAAUAACACACCUCCAACAGUCAUCCCCACCAACGCCCUCGAGAUCCUCCACUCUUACGAAAACCAAGCCGUCCCAGCACCCAUGGAAACAUACACCUCCGUCAUCACCGCCCUCUUCUCCCGACCAUCCUCCAUCUCCCGUGCCCAAGCAUGGGACCUCUUCGCGCACAUGCGAUACGUAGCACAUCCAGACCCAGACGUCGUGCUCUACACCCUGAUGAUCAGGGCGUGCGCAUCCCCACUCUCCGUAUCGACAACCUCCGAAGUCGAAAAGGCGCUGGACCUCUGGACAGAAAUGACGGUCGACCACAGACUCACACCCACCGUCGGCGCUUACAACGCCAUCAUCCUUGCCUGCGCUAGAGCAGGCACCAAGGAAUUCGUCGCCGAAGCUUACCGUAUCGCACGGCAGAUGUUGGACUCGAACCGGAACGCCGAAGGUAUCUCCGCUUACAGACCUGAUCGCAAGACCUUCGCGGCCUUGCUGGAGGGCGCCAAACGAAUCGGCGACCUCGGGCGUGUUCGAUGGAUUUUGGCAGAGAUGACGAGGAGUAGGGAGGGGUUGGAGGCUGUUAACGCGCCUGUGGAUGCUAGGGUUGAUGAAGAGAUUAUGCUCCACGUCUUCAACACCUAUGCUGCGUAUAAACCGCCGUUCGUCAGGGGGGCUACUAAGAUCGUCAAGCAGGCCGGGCCAGCCAAGGCUUCCCCUCCCACAAAAGAUUCGAAGGCCGCGGCCGCGGCACAAGAAGAGCCAGCACCAGACGACGCCGAACCAGGACCAUUAGCGGAACCCCCGUCUUUCGCCCACAUCCCACCCCAGACACCAGGCGAAGUAGUGCAAGAAGUCAACUUCCUAUUCAACUCUAUCCGCGAAGCGCAAGUGAAGGAAUUACCCGACGGCCCACCACCCCCGUUCAACCUCUUCCACCAAAAAUUCGGCGGCGUCGAGUUGACGCCUCGUCUAGUCACAGCGUACAUGUCCGUCCUGUACAACCACGCUUCCCUGUUCCGCUGCCGUGAAGUAUUCUGGUCUAUCUACGAGGAAUUGGGGUUGGACCGAACGGUUAGAGCCUACGUCGAAGCCUUUGAGCGAUGCGCCAACGCCAAGAAGAAGCGGGAUGGCGGGCACGAACGCGAGCUCGCACUCACCUUUGCCGACGAACUAUGGAAAAAGUGGUACAUCAUCGAGCGGGACGGCGAAUACCAAGGCCGCAAACUCGAUUCCCGACUCAUCGAACGUGUUAACGUCGCUAUGAUGCGUGUUCUCCUUCUCAACAACGAAAUCGACCGCGCGAUGGACAUUGUACGCGGAUUCGCGGAUCGGUAUAGACCUCAAGCUGUUCGGCAGACUCCGCCGAAACCGCUUAUGCGGUCGACCCGGACUGUGCUGGCUGCGGCGAAGCCUUUGGUGCGGAUGACGGGUGCGACGGACGUUCCGGACGACUUUGUGCCUCCCAUGUUGACGUUCAAGGAUGUGGAACUGUUGCAUCAUCGGUUGGUAGCGUAUGGCCGAGUGAAGGAUAUUGGGUACCUCAAGUGGUUGGUCAAGGCUUAUGAAUGGGCGUUGCGGGUUAGGCGGGACCAGGCGACGAAAUAUAUACCACCGAAAACGAAGGCUCCGGCUACGACGACGCCGUCGAGUUCUCCCACCACUUCGGAGAACUGA